AUGAGUGCCUUCCACGACUCAAAUCCAGUCGACCAAGAUGCAUUACAGUACCUUAAAAAGAUGCAAUCCUCAAUCGAGGUAAAUCUUUCUAAAUUAGAAGCCGAGUUUGCAAACCUCAAACAGCAUAAAGGACAAAACAGAGCCGAACAAAAACCACAUGCGCAAAAAUCACAAGUAGUUACAAGUGAAACGGGUCAUGCACCUCAUUGGGAUCAAGUGAUUCAGUUUGUUCAGAAAGGUCAACAAGAAGAAGCAGUCUAUUCUUUGGUUCGAGUUGUUCAGCGUCUUCUCGAUGAGAAAGCAACAAAGAAAACUCUCAACGAAAAAGCGAAUAAAACAUAUGUUGACAGCUUAUUUGGAACAAUUUCGAAUUCGAUGUCGACAAACUUAGAAGCGAGUACUACCGGAUCCCUGGAAACAUUAAAUGAAAGGAUUGCUGGUUUACAUGCAAAAAUUCAAAGCGUGAGACAAUAUAUGGAAACAGAAUUAAGAGAUAUCGAAGCUUCAAUACAAAAUUUAACAAGACCAGAUGAGGCAAAGUCUAAGUAA
Trichomonas vaginalis G3 is the source of this 549-nucleotide messenger RNA. RefSeq lists its product as uncharacterized. Lineage: Eukaryota; Parabasalia; Trichomonadida; Trichomonadidae. The record is from RefSeq and is a predicted model, not a curated record. The transcript has a single exon. Bases 1 to 549 code for a protein of 182 amino acids.